AUGACCUCUUUUGAAGAAGCUGAAACUGAAGAAACAGCAACAUGCCUCCACAUGACCUUUUACCAUCCCUGCCAAGAGGACAAGAUGAUGUUUCGUUGCCUGAAUUUCUGUAAGCGAGAACAGGUCAGGGCAGAUGAAACGGCCAAGUUUGGCCGCGAUUCUAAAGUCUGCCAUUAUAACUUAAUGGAUACUCGUGUUUCUCGGAUUCAGUUUUCAUUGCAGUUUUACAGAAAACUGAACAGCUCGGAAUUUUGUUUUGAGAUAAAGAACAUGAGCAAGAAAACAAAACUGACUGUGGACCACACAGAACUGGGUUACUUAAACAAAAUCGACCUGCCAUGGAAGUCUAUCAUUUGUUUUGGGGACUACCAGAUUUUAGUAGAGGUGCAAGAAGGGGAGUCCGUGGAUUAUUUUGAGACUUACUUACACUUGGCUGAAGUGCCAAUCUUACAAGAAAGAUGCCUGCCAUCGCUGCAGCCUACACCAGAGAAUAGCACUACUUCUUCCUUGUUUCCUUCCCAAGGCAAAAGCCCCAUAGAGAUUGACGAAAAUGAGUCCUGCUAG
Molecule: messenger RNA, 564 nt
Organism: Pelecanus crispus (Dalmatian pelican)
Lineage: Eukaryota; Metazoa; Chordata; Aves; Pelecaniformes; Pelecanidae
Source: RefSeq, a predicted model, not a curated record